Messenger RNA from Strongylocentrotus purpuratus (purple sea urchin), 1622 nucleotides. RefSeq names its product protein NLRC5-like. The record is from RefSeq and is a predicted model, not a curated record. The transcript is spliced from 2 exons. The coding region runs from base 216 to 1622 and encodes 468 amino acids. Lineage: Eukaryota; Metazoa; Echinodermata; Echinoidea; Camarodonta; Strongylocentrotidae.
CAGGUGGCUAUCUCCCGCAAAAAGUAGCUCCAACUGAAUCAGCAGUAGGAGAAGAAACACAACCACUUACCAAGGAACAGGUAAAUCAAUGUGCUCAGGACUUCAAAACUUUCUACCGAACACGGUUAUGCAAGAUCAAGACAGAUCCACUUGACUUCAAUUCCAUUUUAGAGUUCGAAAGGAUUUACACGAAUUUAGUUCUGCUAAGAAACGAAAUGGGAACCACUAGGGAGACACCCUUAGACUACACCGAACUACUAACAACAAAAGUCAAUGGAGAAUUUCCAAAACGUCUCAUGGUGGAAGGCGAAGGAGGAGCAGGUAAGACAACAUUCUGCUCCAAGAUCGCAUGGGACUGGACGGAAAGAACUAAGGAGUUUGAAGAGUUUGACUGGGUUCUGGUUAUUCCUUUUCGAAACACCAAUGAAGGUCAGACUGUAGGGGAUAUAGCAAAGACAUAUCUGUCAGAUAGCAACACGGUUCAAUCGCGCCAGAUAGAUAGAUACAUACUUUCUGCCCCUUUGAAAGUGUUUAUCAUAUUUGACGGACUAGACGAGUAUGACGGUGAUAUCCUCAAAGAGAGUUCAGAUUUCGCUAAGAUUAUUCGGUCAGAGAAGUUUGUGGAAUGUAGAGUCCUGGUGACAACACGCCCGUGGAGAGCAGUUCCUUUCAAAUCCCACGAACUUAUGAUGCAAACUUUCGCUUUUCUGGCCGUAGCUGGGUUUGAUGAAGAAAACAUUUCGACCUAUAUUACUAAAUAUUUUCAGGAUGAGCCGCCGUCAGGAUAUGAAUUAAUAAAGUAUAUAGAAAGCAAUGACCUAAUUCAAGAAAAUAUGGCUCCAUUCCCGCUUUACAUAGCAAUGCUUUGUAUCUUGUGGCGGAAUUCUGAUGCCGGCAGACGAAAUAUAAUUCGGAAACUUAAAACCUUCUCACAGCUAUUCCAUGCGAUGAUAAUUUUUCUCAUAGACCACUGCAUGACAAAACAGCACCAGAACCCCAAUGUUAAAAUUCUUACAAACAAGGAGAUAAAUAAUUACCUAUUACGAAUUGGAAAGUUUGCUUACUCUGGAGUUUUAGAGAAAAGGUUGACGUAUACCGAAAAUGAUUUCAGCGGAUAUGAUGAAGCAAUGGAGGCAUGUUGUAGAAUAGGAGUACUGAGUCGAGAAAUUCUUAUAGUGCCAAGACAGGACAGGCGUCUGAGUGAUCAGUCAGAUCCCGUGACCUGUAGCGUCUUCUUCCCUCACAAGUUGUUCCAGGAAUACCUUGUCGGUAUGUAUCUUGCCUCUCUUUUUGAGUCUGAUCAUGAGCGGUAUGAAGUGGCGGUUAGUGUUGUGAUUCAGAGGCCAGAGGAGUUCCGCAACCUUCUAUACUUUACUGCAUCUCAAACGAAGAACGUCGCUAUUGAUGUCACUGACAGGCUAAUCAAGACGACAAGAAUACAUCCUUACACUCUAGUGGAUAUCGCCUUCGAAGCGUAUGAUGAGGACGCGGCUAAAAUGGUUGGACGGCAACUCUUUACAAAACAAAAGACACUAAAAAUCGACGACGAAAUGUCAGCGCAUACUGUGUCUGGAUUUCUUUUCAUCACUGAAGAGAAACAAAUGGUGAGAGUAUUUGAAUAG